UUUCUUUGUUUGGUGCAGGCGGGUCGAGAGGAUCCUGCUCAGGUUGAGUCUCUGGACUGACUCCAACAUUUACAUCCCACACAUUCAUAACGUUACGGUUACUACAGUGGAGACAACGCUGCCACCUAGAGGACAGGAAGUCUGCAGGGCUCGACAACUCAAAAUACUGUUUUUUCUGUCUUUCAUUUAAAAUUGGUCCAAAAACUAUUUCUAUUUUGUUGCUGAUUCUAAAUGUUUGACCUCAUUUAUCCGAGAUGAUCUCAAAUGAGGAAGUGACUUUUAAUCGUCCAUUCAUCCAUUUUCUCCUCUUUUUUUUAAUGCAGGUUCAAGUUAUGAUACAGUUAGUAAAAAUUAUAUUAUCGGGAAUAAUUACCGGCAUGGCUGCAAACAACAAUUCAUUUCAUUAUCAUUAAAAUACAUUAUCUUUACAAAAUCAAUCAGAGAAUAGUCAUUGGCUUCCUAAAGCAGUGAACAGUUCAGAUGGUUUCAUGUUUCAGGUCCAAUGAAAUGAAACUACGAUAUUAAAAUAAAAUAAAAAAAUAAAAAAAUAAAAGGAAGUCAGAAAAAAAAUUUAACAAAAUUUGCGAAGGAGGAUUUUUUUUCUUCCUUUUCUCAUGAAUCAUCUUUAAUAAAGUUUAAAAACAACAGUAGGAUCCUGCUAAAAGUGAUACUUUAAUCUAGCUGAUAGCACUCGUAUUAAAGUCUAAUCCUUCUGGAUACUUGUCCUGCAGUGUUGUUGUUCUUUGGCACUUUUACGCAGCAGCUGCAGCUGAUGCAGGAAUGUGGACAUGUGACCGCGCGCACAGGAAGAAGAGUGAAGACACGAGUCAGAGGUUCUUCCUCCACGGAGGAGACCGACACUCCCCGGACCCGAACCGCAGCUGCACCUCCUCCUGCUCCUGCUCGUCAUCCUCCUCCUCCUCUUCAUCCUCCUCCUCCUCUUCAUCCUCCUCCUCCUGCUCCUCCUCUUCAUCCUCCUCCUCCUGCUCCUCCUCGUCAUCCUCCUCCUCCUGCUGCUCCUCCUCUUCAUCCUCCUCUUCUCCACCUCCUCCUCCUCCUCCUCCUCUUCAUCCUCCUCCUCCUCUUCCUCCUCCUCCUCGCCAUGCCGCGCUGCCCGCUCCUCGCUCUGUGUCAGUAUGAAACCACCAAGCUGGUCCGGAUCCAGAGCGUCCGGCUCGGGUCUCUGAAGUGGAGCCUGAACGGAGCCAUUCUGCUCUUCAUCUGCCUCCUGAUGCUGUGGAACAGGAAGUACCAGGAGUUCGACCUGGUGGUGAGCUCGGUCACGGCCAAGGUGAAGGGCGUGGCGCAGGCCCGCCUGCCCGGGGGCGGGGACGUGGUCUGGGACGUGGUGGACUACAGCGGGCCCUCGCAGGACAAAAACUCCUUCUUCGUUAUGACCAACGUGAUCGUGACCAAGAACCAGAAGCAGGGGAAAUGUCCAGAGGUUCCAGUUAACGGCCGAGUGUGUAAGACUGACGGAGACUGUGAGAGAGGAGCCACGGACCAGCAGAGCCACGGGAUCCAGACGGGCUCGUGUGUGAAGUUUGACGUGCUGAAGAAAACCUGCGAGGUCGCCGCCUGGUGUCCGAUCGAAACCAAGACCAAGCCCCCGAGACCUGCUCUGCUGGAGGCAGCGGAGAACUUCACCGUCCUCAUCAAGAACAACAUCCGGUUCCCUGCGUUCAACUUCAUCCGGAGGAACAUCCUGCCGGAGAUGAACGCCGCCUACCUGAGCAGCUGCCAGCGAGGAACCGACUCGCUGUGUCCGAUCUUCAGGCUCGGAGACGUGGUGAAGGAGGCCGGGGAGACGUUCUCCGACAUGGCCGUGGAGGGCGGCGUCAUCGGCAUCCUGAUCAAGUGGGACUGUGACCUGGACCGGCUGUCGCGGCGCUGCCUGCCCCGCUACUCCUUCAGGCGGCUGGACGAGAAGGAGAGCAACAGGACGCUGUACCCGGGCAUCAACUUCAGAUUCGCAAAGUACAACAUGGUGAACGGAGCCGAGGAGCGAACGCUGUACAAAGCUUUCGGCAUCAGGUUCGACGUCAUGGUGUUCGGACAGGCGGGAAGGUUCAGCUUCAUCCAGCUCAUCGUCUACAUCGGAUCCACGCUGUCGUACUACGCUCUGACGAGCGUGUUCCUCGACUGGCUGAUCGGAACCAGCUGCUACUCGGCCGAUGUCGGACAGAACUACUCGGAGAGGAAAGUGGAGUCGGUCCGAGACAGACGGAAGUGCGUCUUCUGUGUGUCGUACGUGGACGAGAACAACGUUCGACUGGUGAAGAGGAAACAGAAGAAAAGUUUACAGGACGUCGAACCGUUGUGUGUUCUGCCGCGUGAGGAGGACUCGGGACACCUGAGAGCCGUCCUCUGUCUGCUGCAGUCGGACCGCGACGCUCCGCCUCCCCUCGGCCGCGACGCUCCGGAGCCCAAACGCCACCGUCCCGCCUGGUGCAGGUGCGACCGCUGCGCUCCCUCCUCCGUCCCGCAGGAGGAGCUGUGCUGCCGGCGGAGCGACGGCGCCUGCAUCACCUCGUCGCCGCUGUUCGAGCGGCUGGUGCUGCGUCGCCCCCUGCUGGAGGCCGCCCUCGCGUACCGGGACCCUCUGUCGCCGCCGCCCGCCGAGACCGCCGCCCUGCGUCACUGCGCCUACGCACAGUACGUCAGCUGGAGGUUGGGGGUCCCGCCCGCCGACGCCCACCCGGUCAUCCCCAGCUGCUGCGUGCGGAGGGUCAGGGACGAGUACCCGAGUCCGGACGGACGGUACGGCGGCCUCAGACCUGCCAGGACGCCGCGCACGCAGGCCGGCGCCGACGGAGACGUGUGAGGGGCCGAGGAGUUCCCUCUCAGUGUUUGUUAAAUGUGCAAAGAAAUCAAAUAAAAAUGCAAUAACUCUACUAACUGGUGGAAAAUGAGCCAUUGGGUGAGAGGACGAGGAGAAGAAAACCUCACCGACUCAGUUAAUCUCUACGCUUUCUAAGAAAUCUAAAUCAUCUCUCAAGUCAUUUGGCUUCUCAGUGAAAAAAACAUUUGUGAAAUAUUAUUUUUUUCCAUUUAGCAGCUUUCUUCCUUUCAUGGGGACGAACGUUCGUCUCCGACUUCAGGAAUGUGCUCGCGUCCGUCAAGAAAAGGGAAAAGUACAACUUACGGUUUUUACACGUUUUUUGCUUUUGUGCAAAUCAAACAACGGACACAUUCAGUCUUGACGUUCUGAGAGGUGUUAUCUUUCUACCUUCUAACUGAGCCUGGCUAGCAGUUUCCCCCUGUUUCCACUCGUUGUGCUAAGCUAAGCUAACCGACUGCUGGCCUCAGAUUCAUAUUUAACGUGCAGCAUGCGUCCAAAAUGUUUGACAACAGUGAGACAGAUUCCAAUGAUGAAGAAAAAAAAUUAAAAUACAAAUCUUUCUCUGAAAAAUGUUGAACUAUUCCUUUAAAA
Scophthalmus maximus (turbot) is the source of this 3433-nucleotide messenger RNA. RefSeq names its product purinergic receptor P2X, ligand-gated ion channel, 7 (gene p2rx7). The coding region runs from base 773 to 2824 and encodes 683 amino acids. The transcript has 13 exons. Gene Ontology annotation, biological process: response to ATP; monoatomic cation transmembrane transport. Gene Ontology annotation, cellular component: nuclear inner membrane; plasma membrane. Lineage: Eukaryota; Metazoa; Chordata; Actinopteri; Pleuronectiformes; Scophthalmidae. Gene Ontology annotation, molecular function: ATP binding; extracellularly ATP-gated monoatomic cation channel activity; purinergic nucleotide receptor activity. The record is from RefSeq and is a predicted model, not a curated record.